CUUAAAAAACAGAAAUAAGAGAUGCAGGCUUUUUUAUUUAACGCCGUUUUAUUCACGGCGUUGUACGCUUUUCUGUCUUUGUCGUGUUUUCAACAUAUCGUUGAGGCGUCGAGCGGCAAAGGUUUUGGAGACAACAUCCACUGGAGGACGCUGGAAGAUGGCAAGAACGAGGCGGCAGCCAGCGGUCUGCCCCUCAUGGUCAUCAUUCACAAGACCUGGUGCGGAGCCUGCAAAGCGCUUAAGCCUAAGUUCGCUGCGUCCAAAGAGAUCUCAGAACUCGCCCACAACUUUGUGAUGGUCAACCUGGAGGAUGAGGAGGAGCCGAAGGAUGAAGCCUUCAGUCCCGACGGAGGUUACAUCCCCCGUAUCCUUUUCCUCGAUCCCAGUGGUAAAGUCCACCCUGAAAUCACCAACAAAGUCGGGAAUCCCAACUACAAGUACUUUUAUAGCAGUGCAGAGCAAGUGGUGUCGGGGAUGAAGGAGGCACAGGAGAAGCUGACGGGCGACGCCUUCAUGCUCAGCCACACCGGAGAUGAGCUGUAAGGAGGCGUGUGUCCGAGCUGCAAGGGCUAGGUCACCUCAUAGAGAUGCUCAAAUUGUUACCAACACUACUUUUUACAUCACCAUAUACUGUACUGUCAUGGAUGUAAAGUCAAUCAAGUGCCAAACUGACCCACAACUUUCCAGGGGUUUCCACACUGAGGCUCUAAAACGUGCCGGCGGUCAAUUUUUAUCGAGUCGCCAAUUUUUAAAACACUGUAAGAUUUUUUUUUUUUUAAACGUUCAUGAAGUUGGCACAUAAUCACAUUGUUACUCUGAAUUGAAUCCUUAGCGUUAACGUGCAGUGUGUAUCAUCUUCUAGACUACAUCAAAGAAUCCAAAAUGCCACGACUACUUAUACCUGCUAAGUUGGAAACACCUCAGACUUCCUAAGAUGGUUUCCGUCAACAUGUGAAUUUAUUUUUGCACAUAUAUUUUCUGUUUUUUUUUGCCUCUCAUUUUAGACCCAGUAUUCAAAUAAAGGUUUCUUGUAGUGAA
This is a messenger RNA of Hippocampus zosterae (dwarf seahorse), 1038 nucleotides long. RefSeq names its product thioredoxin domain containing 12 (endoplasmic reticulum) (gene txndc12). The coding region runs from base 22 to 543 and encodes 173 amino acids. NCBI's taxonomy places the organism in Eukaryota, Metazoa, Chordata, Actinopteri, Syngnathiformes, Syngnathidae. Gene Ontology annotation, cellular component: endoplasmic reticulum. The record is from RefSeq and is a predicted model, not a curated record. The transcript is spliced from 7 exons.